Pochonia chlamydosporia 170 is the source of this 336-nucleotide messenger RNA. RefSeq lists its product as hypothetical. The transcript has a single exon. Bases 1 to 336 code for a protein of 111 amino acids. NCBI's taxonomy places the organism in Eukaryota, Fungi, Ascomycota, Sordariomycetes, Hypocreales, Clavicipitaceae. The record is from RefSeq and is a predicted model, not a curated record.
AUGCAGCAGGGCGAGGAGAGCUUCCAGUCUGACUUGUCUGUUGCUGGAUGGGCCCAUCUUCAACCCUGUUCAACAUGGCUGCUCACUGCAGCAUUGCUGGUGGUUUACGUGACGAUCGAACCAAUUGUGGACGGUGAUGGUGGAGCGGCUAAUCCAUGCUCUCCUGCCACUAAGUGCAAACUACUGCAUUUAUUUGAUAAAAUUGUAAGGAUAGCCGCGGCGCGAUGGGCGUCAACCGUCUCGGCUGGGUGGUUGUCGUGGCCGCGGCCAGGUUCAACAGAAUGGAUUCAUGGGAUUCGCGACCUGCCUCGCCUGUCUCGUCAUCAACACAGCUAG